Messenger RNA from Thalassophryne amazonica, 1350 nucleotides. It is a transcript of the gene ramp2, whose product is annotated as receptor (G protein-coupled) activity modifying protein 2. The transcript has 4 exons. Gene Ontology annotation, cellular component: cell surface; membrane; signaling receptor complex. Gene Ontology annotation, molecular function: coreceptor activity. The record is from RefSeq and is a predicted model, not a curated record. Gene Ontology annotation, biological process: calcium ion transport; angiogenesis; receptor internalization. The coding region runs from base 546 to 1055 and encodes 169 amino acids. Lineage: Eukaryota; Metazoa; Chordata; Actinopteri; Batrachoidiformes; Batrachoididae.
AGCCUGGCCGUCUGCACAACACACAUGCGGAGUCAUGAUUCCAUCCAGCCAGGAACGCUAAGCCCUAAAUGUUUACUUAUGUUUCCUAUUUGGCAGUGGCAGCCCAAAAGACAAAUAAAUCACAUGCUGUGAGCUGGCCAGGCCUCCGACUGUGAGAAACAGAGUUGAAAAAGCAGAAGAAGAGUUAAAGAGUAAAGGGUUUUCAGAUGUGAGUCCAGCCCAGCUUGGGUGUGCUCCCUUUUAUUUGAGAAGAAUGGAAAGGACAGUCUGUGUUGCCUCCACCCCUUCAAAAAAACACAAAAGAAAAUCCACAAGACAUGAGGAGGCGAACGGGGGGCUGCCAAGGCGCAGGGUCGUCAGGCACAUCUCCGAAGAACAUCUGGUAACCGCGGGUAACACUGUUUGGACAUCUGGUAACCGAGAGUUACGCCGCGUCUCUUACAUCCUGUCGGCUUUCCUGUUAUGCCUCGUGGUACGCAGACGCUCGGACUUGUCAUACAGGGUCAGAAGUUGGGCGAGCGGCACCGUUAUUCCUUUUCUCUGACAUGAAGGGAGCACUUGGUUUCAUUGGCGUAUUGUUCUCCCUCCUCUCCGAUACAACUUAUGGAGACGUCAACAAUAAAUUCAGUUGUGGGAAUGCAACUCAGAGGUGUGAGGAGUUUUGCAGCAUCUGUAAUGAAUAUUUUGGUGAAGCUACAAUGGAAUGCCUUUCCAUCCUGUUUGAGCAUGCAUGCCGCAGACAUUUUGAUGUGACAAUGGCAUCGCUCAACACCACUGACUGGUGCAUUUGGGGUAAUGUGAGGGGUGCAUAUAGUAACUUCAGCGAUUGCACAGAGGAGAUAUCGGACUGCCUGUUGAUCCCGUGGCCCAACCCUCUGGUGGAACAAACCUUUGUGGAAAUUCACUCCAUGUUUUUUAAGGACUGUCCCACGGAGGAGUUAAGUGACCCUCCUCCACUCAUCGUAUUUGCCCUGGUGAUAACUCCAAUUUGCUUGAUCCCAAUCAUGGUCAACCUUGUUGUGCUCAAGACCAAGAAUGGUGAUGGCAGUUCUUGACAGUACUGGGAGUUUUUUUUCCAUGAACAUGAUGUAAAUUCUUGCUACAUGAGGACAGCAGCUCGUUUACCGGCAGACGCAUCACUGCAGUAACUUUGCAGAUGACUGAGUCUUAGUAACUGUUCAUCAGGGGAAUUUGGAAACAGAAUAAAUUAUACAGACAUCAAUAUAUUGCUAUAUUCUGGUAUGAAUGUGAAAUUCAUUGGUAUUGCAAGUGUUGCAGAAGUUCCAUGACUAACUCACCUGUCAACUGUGGAGAAAAAGAAUUGCACCAUUACCAUAAUGUACACUUUUU